AACCGAGCCCGAAUGCCUGAAAUAAUGGACAAGCUUAUCGAAAAUCCCCUGGCUGAAGUGGCUGGCAUAUUCAAUUCUAGUGAGAAAGAUGCGAAACUCGCCCUAGACGCCGUUCUGCUGUACUUCCGAAACAAACUCGAAUUCUCUUCGAACGAUUUUCAAAAGAUUCCCAGUUUGAACGAAGCCAACCACAACGGCUUGCCAAAUGGCAGUUUGGUACGCUUCCGCGGUAUGAUUCAAGACAUAUACGAUCCGGAGUACUUCAUGCCGUCGUACAGGAAUGAGUCAGAUAUCGUCCCAUCGAUGUUCCGCGAUCCGGACGAGAAAGAACUCGGGUUCUUCGCCGAACACGACAACAGGAGUCUCAUGGAACGCUCCACAUGGCAUUGCAUCGCUCUGCCUGGGGAAAACACAUGGGUUACGGAAAACUACUCCAAAACAGCUGGGACCCACUACGGGGUACCAGCGAAGCGAAGUAGAUCAGACGAGAUGGAGGUCGAGGCUCAGGAACCGAACGCAAGCAGACCAUGGUGCUUUCCCGUGGAUAGCAAUCAAAUAUCGUGCAUCGUGAAAGUUUACAACGCUGGCGACGAAGCGCGACUCAACGAAAUGGUCGAUCUCGUCGGAAUAUUGUCGCACGUGACUGACCAUGGCGAGCCUGCGGACGGACCAGGCUCGGAUGAGUUCAAAUUCAAGAAUCCCUCAACGUCUCAAGUCCCCCGAAUCCACGCUGUUUUCUGCAAAAAAUUGUACCACGACAACCCCCUCCUCGGGCGGCAUAUAAAUAUCGAGAGCAGUAUCCAGCGUCGACGCGCACUCGACGAGGCCCAGAUGAAUCGGCAAGAGCUUCUGAGCGUUUUCAAAAAACUCUUCUACGGGGACGAGCACUGCGCGGAAUAUCUUUUGAUGUUUCUGAUCUCACGUGUUUACCUCCGGCACGACGUUCUCGCUCUCGGUAAAUUCUCCUUGAAUCUGAGGAACAUCGCCCAGGACCAAGCGAGAGCUAUCGCUGAAGUUCUGGCGCUGCUUGUGACCAAAAGUCACGCCAUCCCCUUGUCUCUCGAGUAUUUGAAUAGCGCGAAGUUCGUGCCAAAUAAAGACUACGAGCUGAAUCGACUCCAAUCUGGCCUCCUCCAACUGUCACCCGGUACAAUUUUGAUCUGCGACGAGAACGCGCUGAACGCUGGUCAGCUAAAUGACGAUGGCAUCCGUAAUUUGAAAGCUCUAGGAAACAUGAUACAGAAUCAAUGUCUGGAAUACAACUUCGGUUUCCAAGCGGUGGAAUUCCAGACCGACACCCCGGUUCUGUAUCUUUCCCAGGGCAAGAGUAUGGUGAACUGUGAUUUCUACUCGACAAUGCCGGCACCAACCCGACCGAAAGAAGACAUGGCUCAGGUCGUCGAGGAGAUCAAACAGCAGUUGUCCGACGACGUUCUGACGCGACUUCGGAGAUACAUUACGGUCCUGAAGUGGGAGGACCAUCAGCUCUCGGACGAAAUGCAGCAGAAGGUUCAAGAUGACUUUGUGAAGCUGCGUUCCCUCCACAAGAGCAUGACAGCCGACGAUCUUCAUAGCCUGUUAGUGGUGGCGAGAUACGUUUCGCUCUUAGAGGGUGAGAUGGAGCUGACGCCGGAAUGCUGGGAGCACGCUAAAAAUCUCGAAAAAGAACGACACUCUCGGGGUCGAAUGUGA
Galendromus occidentalis (western predatory mite) is the source of this 1692-nucleotide messenger RNA. RefSeq names its product mini-chromosome maintenance complex-binding protein. The record is from RefSeq and is a predicted model, not a curated record. Gene Ontology annotation, molecular function: chromatin binding. Bases 13 to 1692 code for a protein of 559 amino acids. The transcript is spliced from 2 exons. Gene Ontology annotation, biological process: DNA-templated DNA replication. Lineage: Eukaryota; Metazoa; Arthropoda; Arachnida; Mesostigmata; Phytoseiidae.